Molecule: messenger RNA, 657 nt
Organism: Pneumocystis jirovecii RU7
Lineage: Eukaryota; Fungi; Ascomycota; Pneumocystomycetes; Pneumocystales; Pneumocystaceae
Exons: 4
Coding region: 1-657 (218 amino acids)
Source: RefSeq, a predicted model, not a curated record
AUGGAAAACCACACAGGAACACGUAAAAAUCAAGAAAUAGGGACUCAAAAUAUAGGGAACAUUUCACUUGAAUCAACUAUUGGUCUGCGGGUGAAAGUCCGAACAUUAUUGGAUGAAAUACAAACAGGAGAAAUUUAUGCAUAUGAUGCAACUACAAAUACUCUGAUGCUUCAGAAAGAGUCAAAGACCCCACAUAUGUCUCCAGCAGCGUGGGAUUUUGUUAUUUUAAAAAUUUCGUGUUUAAAAGAUAUCCAAUUAGAAGAGACACCUGAAGCACUGUGUUCACGGAUGGGGGGAGAUUCAACAAAGGAUCAGGCUACAUUAUUGCGUUCACAAAUACAUAUGAAGCCGGUUUCUUUGGAUGUUUUGCCAGUAAGAGAGCAAGCGUCAAGAAAAGAACACCAAGCAGCUGUUGCUCGGAAAGGAGUGGGUGUUACACAAGAAGCACAGAAUUUGUUUGAUUCCUUGAGCAAGACUCUUCCAUGUCGCUGGGAAAAGCAGUCGAUUAUUGUGCUCGACGAGGUCUAUAUUGAUCCUCCGUAUACAGUGGAGGCAUGCUGGACCGAUUCAAAAGACUCUAAGAGCUAUUCAAGAGUCUGCAAAGUGCUCGAGGGCGAACGGCAACGACUUGAUGCUGUCUCUCACCGCGGAGGCUAG